AUGGCUGAUUUUUCAAUUGAAAAUGUGUGUUAGGCCAUCCAGGCAUUAAACAAAGGUUAAGUUAGUAAGGCUGAUCCAUUCUUGAGAACAUUCUCAUAAUCUAAUGAGGCUUGGGGAGUUUGCAUACAAAUUUUAUUAUCCAAUCCAGAUUCUUCAUUGGUAUUUUAAUUGUUACGCAUUCUACAGUCCAAAAUCCUCUAUGACUUCAGUAUUUUUCAUAUAAUUAACAUUAUAGUUUCCCUCAAUCCCUAAGAGAUUCAAUAGAUCUAUUAAAACUGCAUAUAAAUCAUUAUCCAUUACAGUGUAUAAAAUUAAAAAUCUACUAGAAUAUAAUGUGUACUCAUGUUUAUCUAUUUAUAUUUGUACACUUAUACUCCAUAAACUAAAUCCAUCUUAGAGUAUAUAAUCUAUUUAAAAUUAGAGUGAUUUCACAAAUAAUUGAUUGUCAAAGCAAUAGUUUACAUCAAAAUUUUUUAUUUGAGAUUUUAGAAAGCUUUCCAGAAGAACUUAUAUAAAAUAAAAAGAUCAUUAUUGAUGAUGACAAAAGAAAAUAUAUAUCAUAAGAUAUAAAGAAUAAAUAAAUGUUGGAGAUCAUUUCAUUUUUAUAGCAAAGAUGGAAUAACACAACUGAUGAAAAUAUCAAGUUCUAUGUAUUGCGAACUUAUAAAAGAUGGUUAGAAUUCAUGAAAAAGAAUAUUAAUGAAGAUGAAGUAUAUAUUUCUGUAAAUAUUAAAGGCUAUACAAUUUAUGCAAUUAACUACUCAAACUCCUUUAUUUAAAGGUGCUUUAGAUUCUAUCAUUAUUGAAGAAUUGCAAAGUAAAGCUGUCGAUGUGAUAUGUAAAUUUUUUGGAAUCAUACCAAAAUCUAUUGCAAUAUAACCUACAUUAGAACCAUAAAUAAUAAAAAUCAUCUUUGAUGAAAUUUAUAAAACAUUUUCAUUAUGUAAAAAGGCUUUGGAUGAAGAUUUAAGUGAUGAAAUUCAUAAUUUGAUAAGAUUAUAUUCAAAACUAGGAGAAAAGUUUAUUUACAAAAUAUUGUUAAAUACUUAAUUAGAAGCAUUCUUAUCAAAUAUGAUAUGGAUUUUUUGUCAUGAAAAUUCUAAUAAUCAAAGUGAAUUUAUGACUGAUUUUUGGAUUAAAAUGAUUAAAACUUUAAGAAAUAUGAAUGAUAUAUAAUUAUAAAGUAAAUUUACUAAGACUUUUGAAUAACUUAUAAAUGGAUGUAUUAAAAAUAGUAAAGUAAAUUUGACAUUAUUAUCUGAAUAUGGUAUAUAAUCUUAAAUUGAAGAUGAUUUUGAAUAGUUAUUGGAUACAAGAUCUGAUAUGAAAGAGAUUAUAGAAGAAUUAGCAACUAUAAUUUAACCUAAUUAAAUACUUUUGCACUUAGGUUUGAUUUUAAAGUAAGAAUUCAUUACUAAAAUGGAUGAUGAUGGAUGGAUCACUUUUGAAGCUUGUAUGUAUUUAAUAAAUGGAAUUGUCAAAUAAAUAACUUUAACUAAUGAUUAAAUAGGAGUUUAAUAUUUGAUGGAAAUUAUAAAAUUAUAUUUAGAUGUUUAUUCAUAAUAAUCUUUAGCAAGUAACAACUUUAUUUUGAAAACUGGUAAAUAUUUAGAUUAUUAAUUAUUUAGUGUUUAAAUUCAUUUCUUAAGGUUGCGCUCAAUUGAUAACCUCUAAUGAGUUAUUACCUUUACUAUUUAAUUUUAUUACAAUUGGAAUUCAUCAUAAAGUAUCAUCAGUUUAAAAAAAAGCAACAAAAGCAUUUUAAUUAAUUUGUUAAUAAAACUAAAGUUUUGUUCUUAUGCAUUUAAAUUAAUUUUUUGAUUUAAUUGUAAAAUUGCAAUAAGUGUAUAACUAAUAAAUAUUAUGUUAGUUAAAAUUAUGACAAUUUAAUAAAAGGUGUAGCUAAUUCAAUAUGUUCAAGUAAGGAGACAAUGUAAAAUUAUUACUUGAGAUUAUGUUCAAUUUUCGCAUAAAAUUUACUUUAAUUAUAGAAAUAAAUAGAAGAAUAGAUUUAAUCAAAUCUGAACAUGGAUUCAUUAGAUGAUAAUAUUUAGUAAUUUAGUAAAAACAUAUCUUGUUUGGCAUAUGCAAAUAGUUAAAUACCUGCUAAUGAAAAUGAAGAUUAUUAGGAGAUAAGAAUUUUGAUUGUAAAUGUAUACAAAGAAUUAUGGCCAAUGUUGAAAUUUGGUAUUGAAAGAAUAGCAGUAUAUGAAUAAAGCAUAGCUGAAAAGAUUGUUAGAUAUACAAAACAUACAUUUCGAAAGGCAUUUAAUUAAUUUUCAGUAGAUUUGUUGACUUAAGUAUUUUAAUGUUUUUUGAAUGUUUAUCGCUAAAUACCAAUUACAGCAUGUAUAUACAUAGCAGAAGUAUCAGCUACUGUAUUUUAUAAAUAUCCUGAAUAUAGAAAUAUCCUAUCUGAGGCAUUUGAAAGUCUAUUUAAUAUAACAUUCUAACAUUUGCCUUAACUCUCGAGUUUUGAAGAGAAUCCUGAUUUAACAGAAGAUUUAUUUGGAAUGUUAGUUAGAUAUGGCAGAUAUACUCCAGUGUUACUAUUGUAAAGUCCUGCAUUAUAAACAAUUUUAUAACUCACAUUAAUGGCAAUAGGAUUGGAACAUGUGAAUGCAGCAAAAACUUAUUAUUCAUGGUUAGAAGUGGCAUUUAAAAUGCUUAAGCCUUAGGAUGAAACCUUCAAGACAUAAAUUCCAUAAGAAUAUAAAGAAAGUAAUAAUUUUGAAUAGUAUUAGAAUUUUAAUAAAUAUUUUUGCCUUUCGUGCCUUAGUAUACUUUAAAGUUAUUUGAGGCUUUAAGGAAAGGAGCUUCAGAUGAAGAGGUAGAGGAUUACAUUUAAGAUUGUAUAAUUGUAUUGUCGUAAUUAUAAUUUAUUGAUUAUGGAAUACUAUUAGAAAGAGUUUUUGAAGAGGGUCCAUAAAAUAUUUUGACUGCAUCAGAAAAGAAAAGUUGGUUAGAGUAAAAUAAAGAUUAAGAGAUAUAAAAACAUUAUCUCAAAUUAUAUUCAAGAAGAUGCAUUCAAAACGCUCUCAGAGGAUGAC
Messenger RNA from Paramecium sonneborni, 3050 nucleotides. Lineage: Eukaryota; Ciliophora; Oligohymenophorea; Peniculida; Parameciidae. The record is from the annotation of a GenBank genome assembly.